AUGUUUAAAAUAGAAUCUCCUGACGAGACGGUUCAUUCCAUCUUGGAAGGUCUUUGCGUGUCCAGUAUCAACGGGGUUCACCUUCCAGAGAUAUGGCAACUUAGCAAGAAGCAGCUACAUAGUAAUGAUUCCUUCUACAAGAAAUUGGUGUGGUCAUGGCUCAUUAGGGAGCCUGACUUUUUGGUUUACAAGAUAAUCAAGGGGAAAAAAGAAGGCCAAUUGAUUCUGGAAAAGAUGGAUAUCUCUGAGUAUCGAGAUUUCCAGGUACUAUGCGAUAGGUAUGGAGUUGAUAAUAUAAGUUUCAAAGUGAAUGGAGAUAGACAGUCGCUUUAUUUGACAGGAGUCUCAAUGAAGAACAACGUAUUAGGUCAGAAACCUUACGAGUUGCUUAUGUAUAUUGCCAAGGCUAAAGAGCACGGCAUUACGUCAGUUGACUUGAUUAAAGAGUCCGGCCAAGAUAAACGAAGCUUGACCUCUAGGUUACAGGUUCUUGAAGACCAUAGCUACAUCAAAAAGAUCCCCACAGUAGUUUCAGGUUUCAGAACUUACUUGAUGGUCCAUUAUAGGUUCCAGAACCGGAUGGAUAACAUUCCUCUUCGAUUUGAGAAAUACGAUAUGAUGAAAAGCAUAAUGAACGAGUUGAGUAAGGCUCCUAAUGGAGUACGAGUCAUCUCGGAUCUAAUGAAGCAGGCGCAGGCCGAUCAUAAUCAGUUGGACAGGCGCAGAUUUCAUAGUAUCAUACGCAUUCUUUGUGCCAAGGGCUUCACUGAAGAGGUGAUAGUACUACACGAAGAGAGUUCUAGAAGGUUUGUCGGUGUGAAGAUCUUGAAGUCUCUACCUUCUCAAUUAAGUCAGGCACAACUUCGAGAUCUUAUUAAUUCACCCAAUGAUUAUGAGAGUUCACCAAUACCAGCACCAGAGUCAGAAUUAACACCAACAGAGAGGCUCGAUACCUCUCUUAUACUAAAGGAAGAAUCAGAGGUGGAAAUGUUCGACACUGAAAAGAGGCCGGAAAUUCUUUAUAACCAGAUAUUUCCUCUUACCAACCAAAUCUACGAUAUUGUGAAGGAAAGCAGAGGGAUUUCCUCUACCGAAUUGGAGACUAGGUUAAAUGGCAGAUAUCGAACGAGAGUUUUUGCCAAUGCUCUUGCCAGUUGCACUAUGGAGAAGCCUGAAAAGGGUAAUCCACAUCAAAUAGUAAGACAAUUGUGCUAUCAAUCCAAACAGCGAUUUUUCAGAUUACUUCCCCUCAAGGACUACUUGGAACUGAACAAGAUAAGUUCCUUUCCCUACAUGCAGUUGGUACCACCGAUUCUAGAUGGCGGUUUCAACAAGUCACUUAUUGAGCACUCUGCCGAUGAGGCUCGAUCCACCUACAGACAGCGUUGCACACUUUUUGAAGUCAAUGAUACUAGUCUACUCUAUUGGAACUCUUAUAAGGGCGAGGCUCUACCUAAAUAUAUCCAGAAGCAAAAGCUGCUCGGUCAGUACGAAUCUAUUGACGGCGAUUUGUUGAUAGUAUUCAAAAAGUCAAAGUAUCGGGUGAAGAAGAAGAGAGUUGUGGAGAUUAAGGAUAAUCACUUGACUACACCAAUCUCUUCUGUUUAUUCCCCGGUGCUCCCAGUACCGGCUACCAGUCAGCAAUCAGCUGCAGAAGAUAUGGAGGAGCUCAUCCAGAACAUAUAUGGAGACAAACCUUCGAAAGUUCUUGAGGAUAUCAAGGCAGAACCAAGUGAACAGGAAGCAUUGUUUGUUGAUAAGGGACCAAGAGAAAGACGUAGGCUGCUUUUGGAAAUGAUUGACAAUCAGAAAUUUUGCGUGGUGAAUGGAAAUUUGUGUGAACGGCUAUCUGAAGCCCUUGAGGUGGACUAUCUUAUUGACCGGAAAACUUUGAUCAAGGAUUGUGUGUUCUUAGAGUCUAAGGGGAAAAUAAAGAUUGAAAAGAGGAAGGUGAGUGAUAAGAGAUCUCUGACUGUACUUCUUUCUGUAAGCAAUCCUGCUUCUGAGUCUCAGAUUGAUAAGCUGUUUACUGUUGGCUCUGCCCACUCUCAAGUUGCUAAACUUAAGAAGAGGAAUAAUGCCACAAUGAUUAACUUCAAUAAGGUGAAAUUCUUUAAAGAACCUGACGCAAGUCUAUGGAUUAGCAAGAAGAAGAAAAGCUCUCGCCAAAAAGGAUUAUUGGCUGGUAGCCACAGACUUGACAGAGGAAAGUACAGUAUUGACCAUAUGUUACAUGCAUAUUCACCUCAAUCUGGAGCUAAGGAAUCUAUCGAAUCAACUGAGGUUAUCAGUGAGAAGGCUCUUUCGGAGGGAAACCAUCAAAAUGAUAAGAGAAAGCGAUCAGAUGAGGAUCUCUUGGGACCUCUUAUGAGGCAAAAGAAGCGCAAGAAAUUGACCAUCAAACCGAAGCAAUCACAACCUACUGCAUCUGCUACCCAUCCUGGUAUGAAGAAGAAACGCACAAACAUUAAGCUCGAGAAGAAGUAUACUAUGACUUACAUUAGAGGAGUCAUUAUCUCCCAGUCUCUUUCUACUGGUCAAAAUAUUGAAUGGCCCAAAGUGGCUGAAUUGUUUGAUAAGCGGUAUACAGCAGAGAUGCUACGAAGACAAUGGCCCAAGCAUAGAAAGUUGCUAGGCUAUAGAGGUUUACAACAGGCAAGAAAAAAUUGGGAGAACGUGCUUAUGAACCGUAUUACUGAUGGGAUAAUCACCGAGCAACAUCUUCUAGAUUAUGAUCUUGCACAGAUGAUCGAUAUCUGGCAAAAGGCCGAUCCUGACUUUGUCACCAACAAGGCUGACUUUGUUCUCUACAAGAACUACGAUGAAAAUUUGAGUGAUAUGUCGUUCAAAACCUAUCAUCCAUCUAAUGGAGCCGAAUUGUUCAAGGACGCUCUUUCACUUAUCGAUAAAGAGAUUCACUAUGCUAACGCUCUAUUUGUAUAUUCCCUUGAUAACGAUAGUGAGCGCCGGAUUUUGAAGGAUACAGAAGAGCCUACAGAACUGGAGAGGGCCAAAUCAAGCCUCAAAGCUUUAUUUGCUACUGGGCCCAAAGAAUUCUCGUCAGAUAAAGCCCGUAGUAUCUUUUCCAAAACCCAUAACACAAUAUACGCACAGGCUCUUAGCCAGCUUGAAGAUGAGAAGGCCAUUGCAUUUCUAGGUGAGGAUUCCAGUAUUAAGUUUGCACUAACUGACAAGUUACUGUCUGUGGCAGAUUGCAAAAUGGACGAGGACUUUUUCCAUGCAGCUGUGCGAUUUUAUGAUUGCAUUGACGAAGUCUCUUCAGUGGGUAGUGGGCUUAUUAUUUCCAAGACAGCUCCAGAUGGAUGCUUUGGCGUUCUUUUGAAUUUACUUGCUGAGGGUAAAGUAAAAUUAACCAGAGUCGACCGGAAACCUCCAUCAUUGAAAUCGUAUUCUACAAAAUCUCAGGACAGACGUAAACUUGAAAGUGAUUUUAUCAUAUCACAGUUCAAGUCAAUCUCUGACGACGCGUUGAAACCGCAAGCACCACCCGUAGGACCUCCAUGCUCUAGGAUUUGGAUCGAUUUGAACGGUAAGUUUAAUGCUCCAUUAUGGCUGAAGUCAGUAUGUCUACUCAUUCGAUGUGUGGUGUUCAGACCUGGUGCUCGUCUUGUUGCGUUGUGUGAUCGUAUGUAUCCAUUUCUUGAAAGGUUUGAAGUGAAAUUGAUCAUGGAUUGGCUUGUAGCAAGGAAUAUUGUUAGAGAAGGUGCCUAUGGUGGCUAUUGGAUACUACCUUCAUGGUAUCUAGCAUUACAUAUAUGA
Brettanomyces nanus is the source of this 3780-nucleotide messenger RNA. RefSeq lists its product as uncharacterized. The record is from RefSeq and is a predicted model, not a curated record. Gene Ontology annotation, molecular function: DNA binding. Gene Ontology annotation, biological process: 5S class rRNA transcription by RNA polymerase III; transcription initiation at RNA polymerase III promoter. The transcript has 2 exons. NCBI's taxonomy places the organism in Eukaryota, Fungi, Ascomycota, Pichiomycetes, Pichiales, Pichiaceae. Gene Ontology annotation, cellular component: transcription factor TFIIIC complex. Bases 1 to 3780 code for a protein of 1259 amino acids.